Messenger RNA from Oryzias melastigma (Indian medaka), 3129 nucleotides. RefSeq names its product protein Hook homolog 3-like. Bases 190 to 2433 code for a protein of 747 amino acids. NCBI's taxonomy places the organism in Eukaryota, Metazoa, Chordata, Actinopteri, Beloniformes, Adrianichthyidae. The record is from RefSeq and is a predicted model, not a curated record. The transcript has a single exon.
UCAAGAAAAGGAUGACGUACACACGUUCCCUGUCACGUGACUGCCGUUGCCUCUAAAACACCAAAGGAAACGUCAUUUGACGUCAUAAUCUGUGAGUGACGUAGUAGAAACCAUGAUAUAUAACUCCUGACCGAGCCAGAGCAGCUUCAGUUGAAGGAGACACUCGAAGAGACGACUCGGUCCAAACGGAUGAGUUCUCAGAGCGACCUCAAACUAGUGGAAAGAUCCGCAAACCUGAAGGAAGAACAUCGAUUUGUGCUGGAUUCAAAGUGUGAUCAAGACAUGGAGAAGACAGCCGCCCAAAAACUCCUGAGCACAAUCUCCUGUGAGCUGCAGACUCUACAGCAGCAGACUGCAGCUCUGAAGAGAGAGUAUAAGGAGGUGAAAACAACAACUCUGAAAGUGGAUCAAAUGAGACAAAACUAUCCUAAGAUAGUGAAAGAAAUCUACCGUUUAAAAGAACUCAAGCAGGACUUAGAAACGGAGAUCUCAGCCCUCCAAAGCAGAUCAGGAAAGGCUGACGGGAUGAAGAUCCUGUACAAAGAACAAAUGUCCCAGCUGAAUCUACUGACCAAAGAAGCAGAGAGCCUUCUGCAAACAAGGAACGCUUUAAAAGAUUCACUUCAGCAUCUCAAAGGUCUGAAAUCUGAAUCGGACCAGAUCCAAGCAGAAAAACAGAGAAUUGAGGAAAGAAAUUCCAACCUUUCCAUGGAAGUCACCAGUCUGCAGGAGCAAAUCAAGGACUUUGGUGACCUCCAGAAGAAACUUUGUUCUGUGAAAGAGGAAACUUCAGUAACAGACGAAGACACCGCCUUCUAUGAGAAGAAAAUCCAUGAUUUAAAGUCUGAGCUCUAUGACUUAUACCAGCAAAAUGAAGUUCUGGAGCAGGAGACUCAAACACUGAAAAACAAACAGAAAAGAAACAAGGAAAUUAGGAAACAGUACGACAACAUGUUGAGGGAGAAGGCCCACGAUGAGAAGCUCCAGAAAAUCUUUAAAGCUCAGAUCUCAGAUCUGAGAGUCCAGAAAGACGAUACGAUACAGCUUCUCAAUCAGUACGAACAAGAGAAGAUAGAGGGAGCUCUACUGAAAGAUCAAACCAGGAAGCUCCAAGAAACAAAGACGGCUUUGAUUGAAUCACUUCAAAAUCAGAGAAAUCUCAAAAGUGACUUCAGCAACAUCAAAGCAGAAAACCAGAAGUCCAAGAAAAUCAAGGCAGAUCUCUCCCUGGAAGUGAAACAGCUGCAGGAGGAAAUCCAAGGCCUCAAUGACCUCCAGGAGAAACGUUGCACUAAGAAAGAGGAAAGCUUGAGAGCAGAAGAAGACCCCAAAACCAAUGCAGAUCUCCCCCUGGAAGUGACACAACUGCAGGAGGAAACCAGCAGCGGCUUUGACGAAGUGCAGGAUGAACCGUGUCCUCCAAAGAAAGGACCGAUCAUUCUGCCUUCACCGUCUGAAAAGGUCAACCGUCAGAAACCAGCUUGGCUGAAGGUAUCUCAGAAGGUCCAGGACACUCGCAGAGAUCAGCUGGACCAAGAAGAAGACGACCUUUUCUCUUUCUGUUCUCCAACAAAGAAGAACCUCAACAGACGUCCCAGACUCACUAAGACUGAACCCAAGAAAGAAACAGGGACCAAUGGAGGUAUCAGGACUUCUGAAAAUUCCACUUCUUUGCCAAAGGAAAAAGAGGACAUCCGGAUCGAACAUGAGGACAAUUCAGACGACGAAAUAAAGUCGGAACCAAAAGAAAGAAAGGAAUCCUCUGAAAGUUCCAACGCUAUUGCAGACUCGUCUCAUUCUUCUUUUGUAAAUGAUUACGGGAACGACAGCUUUGAUGAAUACACGGACGGUUCAGACGACGAAAUAAAGUCUGGACCAACAGAAAGAACGGAAUCCUCCAAAAGUCCUAACAAUUCUGCAGACUCGUGUUUUUCUUUCUCUGAAGUGAACGAGUACAAUAGCUUUGAUGAAGACACGGACAAUGAAGAACAUUCUGAACCCAAUGGAAGAACAUUGUCCCAUGAAAAGGUUCUUGAAGAUCCAGCUUGUUCUUCCUUUGAGAAAGUAGAGGAGAACUUAGCUUGCAACGACUUUCAAGAGACCUUAGACAAUGCUGAGCCUGAACCGAGGAAUGAAACAGCAUCCAUGGAAGAUCCCAAGAUUCUUCCAAAUGCUUUUCAUUCUUUGCCUGAGAAGCAGGAGGUCCUCAGUUUAAAAGAGGACCUUCAGGUCACUUCUGAUGAGAAAGAAGAGACCAAACCUAAAGAGGAAGAAGUAUCCAUCAAAGAUACCAACAUCUUUAAAGACCCGGUGAACUUUCUGGUUCCAAAGAGAAGAGCUGGCUGUCUUCCUCCAAUAUGCAACACGGCCACCAAAAAGUCCAAACCAAAGAAAGCAAAAGGAGCCAAAAAAAAGAGCAAGGAAGAAUGCUGAGAUUGGACGCCAAGCAAGAAUACUGAAAAAACAAAAACGGAUACAAGACACAUGGACAAGGAACUGCAAAGUGAUGAUUAAACCAAAUGGAACACCAGAACAAGCCAAAAAAGUAAAUCUAAGGGAAAUGUCUGACCUGGAUCAAUACAAGUAAGGUAACAUGCAAUUAUUUACCUUUUCUUGUGUUCUUAGUACAGUUUCAGCUUCAUUCAAUAAAUACAAAUCAAAUAGUGGAUCACAAUAACCUUAAGUCAUUUACACCUCAAGAAUAUAAGCAACAUGACCAAGAAUACGACAUUGACCCUGAUAAAUACCUAUGAAAUAGCAUACGAAUAUUUGAUUCAUUUUUUAUUUAUUAUAUAUUUAUUUUUGCGGAUGAUACAAAUUUAUAUUGUUCAGGUCAAGAUGUUUUUCAAUUAAUUAUAGAAAUGUAAAGGGAGUUAACUAAAUUUAAAAUUUGGUUUGAGAAUAACAAGUUAUUUUUAAAUGAAAUGAAAACAAAAUUGAUGGUUUUUAAAAAUCUUAAAUUAGUUAAUACCUUAAAAAAUGUAGGUUACUGAUAAAAUGUAAAAGAAUUAGUCAAUACCAGUGAAACUCCAUUUUCAGUAAAUAUGUAUGUAUGCAGCUGUAAAAUAUGUAUAUAUAAUAUGCAUGAAAUGUUUAUAUGAAUAUGUAUUUUGUUACAAUUUAGUUUUU